AUGAAUACAUUUCGUCGAUUAACUGAAAAGGCUUGUAACGUUACUGUGUCUAGGUCACUAGCAGAUACCGGUGCUUGGAUUUGUGACGGAACACUCCCAUACGAAACGUACACAUCUAUGGAUCUUUGUGUUUGUGCAACCGAUAAUUGUUACCAAAAUUUAACUUCUUGUCAAAAUUCAGCUAAUACUACUAUGAGUAUGGUGGCAUCGACAGAUUUCAUGCCGAAUCUAACUUCGCUUGUUUCAUGCAACGCCACAUUCAAUGGAAAUUUUACAUGUAGCAUGCAUCCAUUUAUCAACAUUCCACAGUGUAAAGAUUAUGCCAGAGAUAAUAGUGUAUUAUGUGCAAUCACAAUCAGUGGAACUACGACAACACAAGAAUCCUUAAUCGGCGAAAGCUACGAAACUUAUCUUUCUGAAAAAGUUUAUCAAGUAAAUACUUUAGUAAAUUUAGUCUCGGUAGGUUCUUACAAUGAAACGCAAAGUAGCGCCUGUUUCAAUUAUAUAACUCCAGCGGCGAUACCUUUUUAUGAAUGUGUUUGUACCAGUUCUUUUUGUAAUCAAAAUAUUACGACAUGUAGCUUGCAAACCCCUUUGAAAUUUGAAACAACAACAACGACCACUACUACUACUACUACUACUACUACUACUACUAUCACAACAACAACUAUUAGCAGUACAACGACCACGAAUACUACCGCAACUGCUCAAACUACUGCUACAACGACUACGACUACGACUACGACUAUGAAUUCAACUACUACUACAACUACUCAGACUACAACAACAACAACAACAACAACAACAACAACAACAAAAUCAAUUGAACCAGGAGGUGAAAAAGGUCUUGGUAGUGUGGCAACAGCUGGUCUCAUUUGUGGAAUUGUUUUCUCUGCACUUAUAUUUAUCGGUGAAAUUUUGUUCUUUAAAUUUAUCUAUUCGACUAGGAACUAUGCUGCUAUUGUAAAAUCCGCUGCUUAUUGA
Rotaria socialis is the source of this 984-nucleotide messenger RNA. Lineage: Eukaryota; Metazoa; Rotifera; Eurotatoria; Philodinida; Philodinidae. The record is from the annotation of a GenBank genome assembly.